This is a messenger RNA of Phaethon lepturus (White-tailed tropicbird), 1401 nucleotides long. Its product is annotated as coagulation factor X-like. Gene Ontology annotation, cellular component: extracellular region. Gene Ontology annotation, biological process: blood coagulation; proteolysis. Bases 1 to 1401 code for a protein of 466 amino acids. The record is from RefSeq and is a predicted model, not a curated record. Gene Ontology annotation, molecular function: serine-type endopeptidase activity; calcium ion binding. The transcript has 8 exons. Lineage: Eukaryota; Metazoa; Chordata; Aves; Phaethontiformes; Phaethontidae.
AUGAAGAAUGCUCUAGAAGAUAUGUACAAGGCAACCACUGAGCUAUUCAUCAAGAAAGAAAAUGCUGACAAGUUCUUGGAAAGAGCAAAACGUGCUAACUCUUUUUUGGAAGAAAUUAAGAAAGGGAAUAUUGAAAGAGAAUGCAAUGAGGAGCGCUGCUCGAAAGAAGAAGCAAGAGAAGCCUUUGAAGACCAGGAGAAAACUGAGGAAUUCUGGAACAUCUACGUAGAUGGGAACCAGUGCAGCUCAAAUCCUUGUCACUAUGGUGGACAUUGUAAAGAUGGAAUUGGUUCCUACACUUGCUCAUGCCUGGAUGGUUAUCAAGGCAAGAACUGUGAAUUUGUCAUACCAAAGUACUGCAAAAUAAACAAUGGUGACUGUGAGCAGUUCUGCAGCGUCAAAAAAAGUGUACAGAAGGAUGUUUUGUGUUCCUGUGCAAAAGGGUAUGUUCUAGCAGAGGAUGGCAAACGCUGUGUUUCGUCAGUAAAGUAUCCUUGUGGAAAAGUUUUUGUGAAAAGAAAAAAAAGGUCGAUUAUUUUACCCGCUGAGAAUAGCAACAUAACUACUGAUCAAGAUGGCCCCCGCCCCAAUGGAACAAGUUUGGAGGAGGACAUCGGUACUACCGCAGAAAGCCCAACUCUCCGUCCUGGCAAUGAAACAAGUAGCAAGACUCCAUAUGUCAUUACCAGGAUAGUAGGUGGUGAUGAGUGUCGUCUUGGCGAAUGUCCGUGGCAGGCUGUUCUGUUAAACGAGGCAGGGGAAGAGUUUUGUGGUGGAACUAUUUUGAAUGAAAAUUUUAUACUUACUGCAGCUCAUUGCAUGAACCAAUCUAAAGAAAUCAAAGUUGUUGUUGGUGAAGUGGACAGAGAAAAGAAAGAACAGUCUGAAACGAUGCAUACCGUGGACAAAAUACUUGUUCACUCUAAAUACAUUGCUGAGACGUACGAUAAUGACAUAGCCUUAAUAAAGCUGAAGGAACCUAUAACGUUUUCUCAGUACAUUAUUGCAGCAUGCCUCCCAGAAGCAGAUUUUGCUAACGAAGUUCUGAUGAACCAAAGAUCUGGGAUGGUUAGUGGCUUUGGGCGUGAAUUUGAAGGUGGACGACUAUCCAAAAAACUGAAAGUGCUUGAAGUCCCCUAUGUUGAUAGGAACACUUGCAAGCAAUCCACUAACUUUGCAAUAACAGAAAACAUGUUCUGUGCUGGUUAUGAAACAGAGCAAAAAGAUGCUUGUCAAGGAGACAGUGGAGGCCCCCAUGUAACCAGAUAUAAGGAUACUUACUUUGUUACUGGAAUUGUUAGCUGGGGAGAAGGAUGUGCAAAGAAAGGCAAAUACGGUGUCUAUACCAAACUGUCCAGGUUCUUACGCUGGGUAAGAAUGGCCAUGAGACAAAAUUUGUAG